GUUCUGUGAUAUUUUUGUCUCUGUCUGCAGAUAAAGAUCUACAGUUUCACAUUGUUAAGCAAGCUAGAGCUCAGAGUAUAAAAGAAGGUACAGGCUACAGUGAAGGGUCUUACUCAUUACUACCCGUAGAAGUGCCUCAAAAUCACAAGCGUUUCACAUGUGACCUGACUCAAGCCGAUCGCCUUGCUCUUUAUGAUUAUGUUGUUGAGGAAACAAAGAAGCAGAGGUCUAGAUCCCAAAUAACGGAAAAUGACAGUGAUCUCUUUGUGGACUUGGCAGCGAAAAUCACCCAAGAUGAUAGUCAGAAAGGUCCGAAGUCUCAUCUUGAAAUUCUGGCUGAAAUGCGAGACUACAAAAGGCGGCGGCAGUCAUACAGGGCUAAGAACGUUCAUAUAACAAAGAAGUCUUACACCGAGGUGAUUCGGGAUGUGAUUGGUGUGCAUAUGGAAGAACUCAGCAAUCACUGGCAGGAGGAGAGUAGGUUGGAUAACGCAGAGAUAUGUGAAGGAGGGAAGUCAAAAUCUUCAGGAAGAAAGGAAGACAGGCGGUCAGCUUCGGUGGACUCACGGCAGUCUGGAGGAAGCUGUAAGGAUGCUGAACGCACCAGACAUAGAAGAGAGACCAGCAGAAGUCCAACUAAACGAAAAAGGAGUCGAGAAAGAGGCAAAGACAGAGAUUCUCGGAGAAAAAGAGAGAGGGAUGAAGACAAGUAUCACAGCCAUAAAAGAAGAAAGUAGAAACAAGAAC
Messenger RNA from Apaloderma vittatum (bar-tailed trogon), 747 nucleotides. RefSeq names its product small nuclear ribonucleoprotein 48kDa (U11/U12) (gene SNRNP48). NCBI's taxonomy places the organism in Eukaryota, Metazoa, Chordata, Aves, Trogoniformes, Trogonidae. The annotation marks the transcript as partial. Gene Ontology annotation, cellular component: nucleoplasm; cytosol; U12-type spliceosomal complex. The transcript is spliced from 6 exons. The record is from RefSeq and is a predicted model, not a curated record.